ACAAUGCUUUGAAUAAUUCUUUUAACUACAGUCUUGUAGACCCAUUUUCCAUGACCCAAGUAGUACCAUAAUACCAUUCUUUCAAUUGCUUACCAGAACAAGCAUGGAAGCUACGGGGGAAAAAGCAUGGCAUUCUCUGCAUGUGGUUCGGAAUAUGGAAGCAAAUUCUAUGCUAUUUAUGGCAUAACAACCACCUUGGGUCUUCUUAAUCCCUAUGCAAAUCCAAUCUAGAAGAUUAACCAUGUCCCUAUGUAAGUACCCUGAGGCUGAAACAGUACCCCUUUAUAUACCCUUCAAAUCUAUUGACAUGUUCACCCUUGGAGGAAAGCAUUUUUGUUCUUAUUUUGCUCCAUCUCUGUAUAUCAUCACAACUUCCAAAGGCUUACUUACUUUAAUAUAUCUCUGAUUCAAGUGGUUCUGUGAGUUUUCUUGUUUUAGUCUGAGGCUUUGAGUUUUGUUUGAUAGAUAUGCCAAGGGCAAAUUGCAGUUUCUGAUUUGUUGAAACUGCAAAGAUUGAAUUUAGAACUGAUAGAAGAGUUACCAUGUGUAUCAAACUAGCAUUAGAAUUGGUCAUGGGUGUUUGUUUUUCAAGUUCUUAUACACUACUAGAAACUAGAAAGAAGUGAUUGGAAUUUCAACUACCAUUGUUGGUUUAGAGGGCAGAGGCUCCAUUGAGUUAAAAGUAAGAAAGCAAUUAAAGGCCUUUGAAGUGAAUUCGGAUAAAUGGUUUCUUCUGUAUAUACCCUUAUGUGUGUUCUUCAUUCCACAAUAGCUCUUACUUGUGGAGCUUUGAUGAUAUUCUACUCCAAAGAGAUCUCUGUGCUUGGCCACGGAUCGGAGACCGCGAGCAAGCUUCAAGGGACAACACCCCAUGAUCAGCUUCUGAUUGACACCUCUGAUUCCUUCUCUGGCUUGUUGUUGUUCACAAUAGGAUUCCUUCUCUUGAUGGUUGCUUUUGUUAAGGACAGAGACUUUCAGAGUUUCUUUGCCAAAGGGUGUGUGAUGCUUCACAUUUCCAUGGCAGUAUGGAGAUUCUUCUUUGAGAGGAAGCUUGGGGAUCUUGCACAUGAGUGGCCUAGGCAUGCUGUUGGGGAUAUUGCAUUGGCCUUUUCAUGGGUCUUUUUUCUUGUGUACACAUGGAGAGAGAAAUAUGAUUAGUUAAUUUAUUUUAUAAUUUUGCAAGUUUUGGUGCUUCUGGUUGUAGAAACAACAUGGCCCCAAGAAAGGUUGUUUUAUUUUAGUUGGAAGGAACCAAUAUUUUCUGGGUUGUUUCGGCAUUUCAAAGGGACAAAUGGAGUUCAAAUUGGCCUUGUGAAUGCUCAAAUUCUUGACAUAAAUGGAGAACCAUUAUAUGAGUUCUGUUCUUCUUCAAAGAGAGAAUGAAAGAGGUUGUUGAGUCAACUUUCUGGUUCUUCGGUGCACAGAUUCAUUAUUUAGAAUCUGUAUUGGCAACUUUUCUUGAUUGCUUUUCAAUUGGGAGCUCCAGUAAUUAGUGUAAACUUCAUUUUCUACAUUGAGUCCUUAAAAAAAUGUACAAGCUUUUUACCCUGUUUCUGACUUCAAUUGUGAAAUUUCUGAAUGUAUAUUUUUCUUGUUUUGCAUCCAUAACAUUGCUGAGCUCCAGUAAUUAGUAUUUGGAAUAUUGCUGAGUCUAAUCUCUAGGGAGGUAGCAUCCUUAUGUAGAGAAAAAUACCUUCUUUCCAAGUUGAGAGAGGAUAACAAGGAAUUUUUCUCUCUUUUUUA
Glycine soja is the source of this 1743-nucleotide messenger RNA. RefSeq lists its product as uncharacterized. The transcript has a single exon. The record is from RefSeq and is a predicted model, not a curated record. NCBI's taxonomy places the organism in Eukaryota, Viridiplantae, Streptophyta, Magnoliopsida, Fabales, Fabaceae. Bases 724 to 1158 code for a protein of 144 amino acids.